Molecule: messenger RNA, 1479 nt
Organism: Coprinopsis cinerea okayama7#130
Lineage: Eukaryota; Fungi; Basidiomycota; Agaricomycetes; Agaricales; Psathyrellaceae
Exons: 5
Coding region: 1-1479 (492 amino acids)
Biological process (GO): DNA repair; DNA replication
Cellular component (GO): nucleus; Slx1-Slx4 complex
Source: RefSeq, a predicted model, not a curated record
AUGCGAGCAACACCGGAAAGCCUGAUCGACGACUCUGAGCCCGAACGGGUUCAGAUCAGAGAUUGUCUGCAAGGUGCAACUACCGAACGACAGCGCCCAUUUACUCCAUGCCCCAACCGCGACAUGGAAACCAUACAGACCAUUGAAAUAUCCGACUCAGAAUCUGACCGUGAAAACAGCCCGACACCAACGUCUGCACCUCCUGCGUAUCGACAUCGAGAAAUGCCAGCCAAAGUCAAAUCCCUACAGCUCUCCCAAUUUGCUUUCCGAGGGAUGGCAACCGCGUCCUCAUCCCGAGCUCCCUCUGAAGAACAUGAAGUACCAAAUACAUCCAAUACCGUACACCCAGCACCCCCGCCAAAGAAACCAGGCCGACCGAGAAAGGUUGUACACGAAUUCAUGUCAGAAUUCACCGACAAACAGAUAUCCACUGUUCUUAAAUGUGUAAGUUGCAAUGCCCGGUGGACGGUCCGGAAAACGGCGACCGAGAAGCGAAGGCAUAUGCAAGUAUGCUCAAGAAAAGCUGCCUAUACCCCGGAAACCAUGCGACUACUCCUCCAAAAAGAGAUAAACGACAGGCUACCUUCUACAGCACCUCCAAGGGACGUCCCACCACCUGAAAGCCCCACCUUAUUCGAGGGCUACAAGCCCCUCGAACUCCCUAAGCGACGAUCGAAGUCUGUGAAGACUACCGCUUCGUUGGUUAUUGCGACUUCAAACAGGGACGAAAUUCUGGAGCGUGCUCAGCGACUCAUCCAAUCCGAGACUUCUUUAACUGUGGGCCCUCGCUUCACUCAGAUCUUCGCGCCUAGUCGACUCGGCGCUGCAUCAGGAACCCGGCCCCUUGACAUAGAAGCGUCCCCGUCACCGCCUCCAACCACACAGGACUUUGCUCCGAGCCGGUUGGGUGCAACUUCUGGCACCAGACUAUUCCAACCAGAAUCGUCCCCAUUACCAGCUACGCAAGGUUUUGCUCCCACAAGGUUCGCCACAGCGACAGGCACCAGUCUUUUCUCUGGAGCCGGUGAAGAAGUGUCAUCCCCGCGUUCCCGUAGUCGUUCUAAAUCGCCGUCUGAGGGCGGUUUGUCUGAGACUCGCAAAACGCCUAGGAAGACUGCAACGCCUCUGGCGCGCAGGUCACCCUCUCGAGCCUCGUCAAAAGGCUCAGACGUAGAAUGCACGCCGAGGGCGAAGCGCCGAAGCGCGAAAACCCCUGCAAUAUGGAAUAAAGACUGGCAGAAGGCGCUCAUGAAGAAAAUUUCUGAAGACCGCGAAAUCAAGCUCAAAAUUCUUCGAUAUGAGCCCAUCUCGCUGCAUGUCUUCCACACGCUUCUCAUCCCCGGCCGCACCAAACUCAGCCUGAAGCACAAAACAAUGCUGGUCGCAUUCUUGGAGAACGAGGGAAUCACGACUUAUGACCCAGAGACAACUUGGGGAAAGACAAAGGCUAGCAGGGCUAAAUCCGUCAGGGGAGGAUGA